AUGAGCGGUAUUGAUGUUGGUAGCAUUAAGAAUAUAAGUAGCAGUGUUGAGGUUGGCGGCACUAGUGUUGGAGUCUUGGACAGUAGGUAUCACGAGAGUAAGAAUUUCGAUGAUGUUCUCGAUUUUGCUAUAGGCAAUGUUGAUAUCGGUAGCACUAAGGCUAUAAGAAGGCUUAAUGAUAUCGGUGUCAGCAAUAUUAAGGGUUUGAGUGUUGGUAUUAGUAUUAACUGCAUUAAGGUUAUGAGCGGUAUUGAUGUUAGUAGCAUUAAGAAUAUGAGUAGCAGUGUUGAGGCUAUAGGCGAUGUUGAUAUUGGUAGCACUGAGGCUAUAAGAAGGCUGAAUGAUAUCGGUGUCGGCAAUAUUAAGGGUUUGAGUAUUGGUGUUAGUAUUAACUGUAUUAAGGUUAUGAGCGGUAUUGAUGUUGGUAGCAUUAAGGAUAUGAGUAGCAGUGUUGGGGUUGGCUGCACUAAUGUUGGAGUCUUGGACAAUAG
Molecule: messenger RNA, 491 nt
Organism: Dentiscutata erythropus
Lineage: Eukaryota; Fungi; Glomeromycota; Glomeromycetes; Diversisporales; Gigasporaceae
Source: the annotation of a GenBank genome assembly